CCGUGGCGCAUGGAGGAAGAACUUGGAGCCGCUCUGCAGCACGGCUAUCAAUCGGUCUGUAAGGAAUUGGUCAGACAGGCAGACUCAGUCGGGGACUAAGAUCAAGAUAGAGAGUGGAUAUAUUUCGGAAUCCCGAGACGCGAGCUAGCAGUGAGUUCUCACACCGUUCUCUCUUACUUUAUAGAUUGAGAUGAAACAUUUUGUUCAAGGAGUGCCCAUAGGAUGGGUGGCAAUCAUGCUGGCCCUCUUGGCGUCAAUGGGUGGUUUCAUCUUUGGCUAUGACACUGGUCAGAUAUCAGAUAUCAUGUUGAUGGAUGAUUUUCUUCUUCGCUUUGCCACCUGCUCCACACCCGGAGAUGUAUCCACUUGUUCAUUCUCCACUGUACGGGAAGGUCUCAUCGUUUCUCUUCUCUCCAUCGGAACCCUCGUCGGCGCGCUCCUGGGUGCACCCACCGCUGACUUUUUAGGACGUCGUUAUGCCAUGUCCGCGGAGUGUGUGAUAUUCACAAUUGGAGUCAUCAUUCAGAUAGCUUCGGAACGCGUCUGGCAGCAAUUUGCUGUCGGCCGGUUUGUUAGUGGCUUGGGUGUUGGAGCACUUAGUGCUGCCGUUCCGAUGUAUCAAGCCGAGACAGCUCCAUCUCAGAUCCGUGGUACUUUGACCGCAACUUACCAACUGUUCAUUACGUUCGGUAUCUUGGUUGCUUACUGCAUCUCAAUUGGAACCCGGGACAUCUCCAACUCCGGUUCAUGGCGCAUCGUUGUUGGUAUCGGCAUCCUGUGGGCACUGAUUCUCGGCAUCGGUAUCCUCUUCAUGCCAGAGAGCCCUAGAUGGCUUGCCGCGCAUGACAGAAUGGAGGAGGCUCGGUCGUCUCUCGCGCGUGUUCGUGGUGUUUCCGAGGAAGAGGCGAAGAGCCACCAUAUCAUCGCUGGUGAGGUCGAGGAAAUCAAGUCUUCCAUCGAAUACGAAAGGCAGGUUCGUGCCGGGUGGAUUGACUGCUUUAAGCCGAAAAACAAGACUUUAUACCGCACCCUUCUUGGAAUGAGUCUACAGAGCAUUCAACAGCUCACUGGCGCAAAUUACUUCUUUUACUACGGCGCAACUGUGUUCAAAUCAGUAGGUCUCAGCGACUCGUUUGUGACUCAAAUCAUUCUUGGCGCUGUCAACUUUUUCUGUACGUUCGGCGGAAUGUAUGUCCUCGAAAGGUUUGGGCGUCGCAGACCCCUGAUCGUUGGAGGGAUCUGGCAAUCAAUAUGGCUUUUCGUCUUCGCCGCUGCUGGAACUUCUGUAGAUCCUACGACUCAUCCUGGCAUUGGGAAAUUGAUGAUCGUGUCCGCCUGCAUGUUUAUCUUGGGUUAUGCAAUGACCUGGGCUCCUGGUGUCUGGAUUCUUAUUGGAGAAACGUUCCCUACACGGACCCGUGCCAAGCAAGGCAGUCUGUCGACCGCUGCAAACUGGAUUUGGAAUUUCCUAUUGGCGUUCUUCACGCCCUUCAUCAGUAGUGCCAUAAACUACCGCUACGGUUUCGUCUUUGCAGCAUGCAACUUGACGGGAGCUGUUGUCGUGUAUUUCUUCCUUUACGAAUCAUCUGAUCUUUCACUAGAAAGUGUUAACAUGAUGUAUACCAACCCUAAUUGCAAACCUUGGACUUCUGGGGAAUGGGCUCCACCCGGGUAUUCCUCGCGCCAGGAUCUUAUUGAUCAAACUAGAGCCGCGGAGACGCAUAAACCCCUUACACUUGAGGAAGGCAAAAUGGAGAAAUUAUCUGAGUCCUCUGCGGACGGAUCAUAGUCGACUGCUGAAUAAUAUUGAGCAGACACACUUCAUUUAUAUAUGCCGAGUUACUUGUCUUUGUUGAUGAUAUACUUAGUCUUCGGCAAGGCUCCCUCGCAGCCUUUAAUGUCAUGUUACCCUUGAUGCAUAUUUGAGGAUCUUGAUGCUGGUAUCCGUUCUUGAAGUUCCAAUAUGACGCGUACUUAUCUAUCACCUGAUCCCCUAUGCAUAUGGACUCAAGCACAUCAUUCGGUCUGACCAAAUUU
Suillus subaureus is the source of this 2037-nucleotide messenger RNA. RefSeq names its product general substrate transporter. Gene Ontology annotation, biological process: transmembrane transport; carbohydrate transport. Gene Ontology annotation, molecular function: carbohydrate:proton symporter activity. Gene Ontology annotation, cellular component: membrane. The record is from RefSeq and is a predicted model, not a curated record. The transcript has 14 exons. Lineage: Eukaryota; Fungi; Basidiomycota; Agaricomycetes; Boletales; Suillaceae. Bases 191 to 1789 code for a protein of 532 amino acids.